AUGGAUCCGUGUUACAACCAUACAAGCUCUCAAAAACCCCUGGACCAACCCCUGCAGCUGCUGAUUGGGACCUGCCUUGUCCUCCUGAUCGUGGUCACUCUGUGCGGUAACAUCAUCGUCUGUCUGGCCGUCACCCGUGACCACCGGCUCCGCAGCUUGACCAACUGCAUCAUCGUCUCCUUGGCCAUCACCGACCUGCUGCUGGCCCUCCUGGUGCUGCCCUUCUCUGCCUUCUAUGAGCUCUCCAAAGAGUGGCCCUUCGGCAGCACUUUUUGCAACAUCUACACCAGCCUGGACGUCAUGCUGUGCACAGCUUCCAUCCUCAACCUCUUCAUGAUCAGCCUGGACCGCUACUUUGCCGUCACCGCCCCUCUCCGCUACAACCAGCUGGUCACUCCCUCUCGAGUGGCCGUGGGUUUGGUUGUUAUUUGGGCAGUUUCACUGAUGGUCUCCUUCCUACCCAUCCACCUGGGCUGGAACACCAAUGGGACAAGAGUGCAAAACACAGUCUCCAACUGCAGCAAGGAAUGCAAGCUGGAGGUGAACCCUCUGUACGGGCUAGUGGACGCCUUGCUCACGUUCUACAUCCCCUUGGUCAUCAUGUGCAUCACCUACUACCGGAUAUUCAAGAUAGCAAGGGAGCAAGCCAAGAGGAUAAACCACACGUGGUGCAGCAGCAGCAAUGGCCCCGUGCCUCCCAUGGUGAAAGAGCACAAAGCCACUGUGACACUGGCAGUGGUGAUGGGAGCCUUCAUUGUGUGCUGGUUCCCCUAUUUCACAGUGUUCAUAUACCGGGGAAUGUGGGGGGACAGCAAGGUGAAAGGCACACCCAUGUCCAUUGUCCUCUGGCUGGGCUAUGCCAACUCAGCCCUGAACCCCAUCCUCUAUGGGACACUCAACAGGGAUUUCCGACUGGCCUACCAGAACUUGCUGCACUGCUGCAGGACUGGAAGCCCCAGAAGCUCCCACCUGCCUCCCCUCCAGAAGGCCCAUUCCCGGGAAAAGAAAUGCAGGCAGGAGGGUAAACCCCUGAAACUGGAGAUGAGGAACGGGAAGGGGAUUUUGCUGACUGACAGAGCCCUCAAGAGGUAA
Chaetura pelagica (chimney swift) is the source of this 1092-nucleotide messenger RNA. RefSeq names its product histamine receptor H2 (gene HRH2). Gene Ontology annotation, molecular function: neurotransmitter receptor activity; G protein-coupled serotonin receptor activity; histamine receptor activity. The record is from RefSeq and is a predicted model, not a curated record. Lineage: Eukaryota; Metazoa; Chordata; Aves; Apodiformes; Apodidae. The transcript has a single exon. Gene Ontology annotation, cellular component: membrane; dendrite. Bases 1 to 1092 code for a protein of 363 amino acids. Gene Ontology annotation, biological process: chemical synaptic transmission; gastric acid secretion; G protein-coupled receptor signaling pathway, coupled to cyclic nucleotide second messenger.